AUGACCCAGUCAACAACCUCGAAUGCAUACCCCUUUAUUGAAAACAUCUACGAAUGUGUUCCACUUCCUUUCACCCAAGAGCAACCUGCUCCCGAUGGUGUUCAAAUCCCUCCAAAUGCACUCAGACUUGUCCGGAACCUUCAUGCAACACCCCCCUCAUUCCCCACCAAUCCUCACCGCUUUACAAUUCCCGGUAACACCCCUUCAGCUGCCGAAGACUUUGUUUGUGCCAUGCAGGGAACAAUCCAGUGGAUCCGACAGAAAGGAACAGACAACACCAAGAAGUUGGCCAUCGACAAUGUUUCCAGAGGAAGUGGACGUAGACCAGAGUUUGUGUUUAAGUUGGAGUACAAGUGUCCCCGCCAUGGUCACUUCAAACGAGCAGCCAAUUCUCGUUUGUUAUUACCCACCACAUCGCAAGCAACACUCUUCGGGUGGUGUGGUUCUGGGAACACAACCACAAUCCCUACACCUACAAAGACAUGCAGCUCUGCCGUUCCCCUGAACGAGUAG
Molecule: messenger RNA, 513 nt
Organism: Puccinia graminis f. sp. tritici CRL 75-36-700-3
Lineage: Eukaryota; Fungi; Basidiomycota; Pucciniomycetes; Pucciniales; Pucciniaceae
Exons: 2
Coding region: 1-513 (170 amino acids)
Source: RefSeq, a predicted model, not a curated record